Molecule: messenger RNA, 2028 nt
Organism: Sciurus carolinensis (gray squirrel)
Lineage: Eukaryota; Metazoa; Chordata; Mammalia; Rodentia; Sciuridae
Product: glutathione S-transferase Mu 1
Exons: 8
Coding region: 126-782 (218 amino acids)
Biological process (GO): glutathione metabolic process
Molecular function (GO): glutathione transferase activity
Source: RefSeq, a predicted model, not a curated record
CCCCUAGGGUGUGAGGGGCGGGGCGCGACCCACCGCUACGUCCCGCCCUUGCCGUAGCAGUGAGCUAAAACGAAGUCAUAGUCCGGUCCCGCAGAGGACAAUCGGCUCCUCCAUACACCCGCACCAUGCCCACAAUACUGGGUUACUGGGACAUCCGAGGGCUGGCUCACGCCAUCCGUCUGCUCCUGGAAUACACAGACUCAAGCUAUGAGGAGAAGAGAUACACGAUGGGGGAUGCUCCCGACUAUGACAGAAGCCAGUGGCUGAAUGAGAAAUUCAAGCUGGGCCUGGACUUUCCCAACCUUCCUUAUUUGAUUGAUGGAAUUCACAGGAUCACCCAGAGCAACGCCAUCCUGCGCUACAUUGCCCGCAAGCACAACCUGUGUGGGGAGACAGAAGAGGAGAAGAUUCGUGUGGACAUUUUGGAGAACCAGGCUAUGGACAUCUCCAAUCAGCUGGCCAGAGUCUGCUAUAGCCCAGACUUUGAGAAACUGAAGCCAGAGUACUUGGAGGGCCUCCCAGAGAUGAUGAAGCUCUUCUCACAGUUCCUGGGGAAGCAGCCAUGGUUUGUUGGUGAUAAGAUCACCUUUGUGGAUUUCCUUGCUUAUGAUAUACUUGACCUGCACCGAAUAUUUGAGCCCAAGUGCCUGGAUGAGUUUCCAAACCUGAAGGACUUCAUAUCCCGCUUUGAGGGCCUGAAGAAGAUCUCUGCCUACAUGAAGUCCAGCCGCUUCCUCCCAAGACCUGUGUACACAAAGGUGGCCACAUGGGGCAACAAGUAGGGCCUUGAAAGGAUAGGAUCAGGGAGUAAGGAGCCUGUUCUCUUCCUGCUGCCAGGGCCCUGGGGAACGGCCAGAUACCUUGCAGCUCUGGCACCACCUUUUCAUUUUUUUCUCCUCCUUUCCACUCCCCUGUCAUACCCAAGGCCUUAUUGGCCCUUCUUUCUCCCUCUAAUCCUGAGAUAGGAAUUAGGAGAUUACAGAAAAAGAAAGACUGAACAAGUCUCAAAAAAGAAGCUCCAAAACACCCUUAUGCCUUUGAAAGCCAAAACAAAUACUCCUGAGCAACUUUGCCUGUGUCCUUAACCCGUGUCAAUAACCCAUGCCCAUGCAUACAAAUUGUUACAUGAGGGUAGUAUAUAGUUGGUAGAAAAACUGAUGUGAAAUUGUGUAACCCUGUGCUGGCUUUGCCUCUAGUCCAGCCCGCAGCUCUUCCCUGCUCUGAAUCAUAAUACCCUAUACCAAGGAGUUGCUGUCUCUCUUUCUGGAGAUAGGGUCCCGCAAUCCUCUUUGAGGAUUUGUCCCCAAUUAUCUGAGUACCUCUUACUAGGCCCUGUCUCCUAAAGGUUCUACUGUCACCUGAUAGUGCUACCUUGGUGCCCAAGCCUUUAACACAUGAGCCUUUGAGGGAUGUUCAGGAUCCAAACUGAAGCAUUAGCCAUUCAGGGAAGACUUGGAUAAGAGAUAUUGUUGCUCAUCAAGAAAGUUCUCUUAUUCAAAAGCUAUAUUUCUAGAAAAGCAUAUCCAAAAGUGGGUCAAGACUUAAACAGAUGUUUCUAAAAAAUGAAUAUCCAAAUGGCCAAUAAACAUACAAAAACAUGGUAAACACAAUUACAUAGUAAUUACUAACAUCAUAGAAUCCAGGUGUAUACUCACUAGGAUGGCUGACAUUCAGUGAACUGACAGUAGUUAGGAAUUUAUGGAGUAACUGUAACUCUCAUACGUUGUGUGGAUGGGACAAUCACUUUGUAAUGCUGGCAGCAUCACCUAAACCUAAACAUGCCACUGCCUGUGACCUGGGAACCUUCUCAACAAGAAUGAAUGUUUUUGUUUCCCAAAAGACAUGUAAGACCUGGACAACGAGAUUUGAAAGCAGCUUGAUUUUAAAUAGACCACAACUGACCACAACAUAAAUUCUGUCAAUGAAGAAUGAACAAAUAAACCAUGGUUUAUUAAUAUAAUUCCAUUAUUCAUGUUAUGACAAGGUAUGCUACAGUUAAAAAUAAAUGCACUGGCAGAUCCAAGAUUA